This is a messenger RNA of Echinostoma caproni, 246 nucleotides long. NCBI's taxonomy places the organism in Eukaryota, Metazoa, Platyhelminthes, Trematoda, Plagiorchiida, Echinostomatidae. The record is from the annotation of a GenBank genome assembly.
AUGCUCAGACCCCGGGAACGCGUUGAUGCGCACAAUGUGGUCCCCGUGUGGUACGCAUCUGAUAAACUGGAGUACGCCGCUCGAACUAUUCGGCGUAAGCUACACGAUCGAUGGAACGAGCUGAUGACCGAGUUCCCCCCUGUAGUCACACAUCCUUUCGUGCCGAUUAAUGGUCCUGUAAAACGUCCAGUAAGUUAUUUUGUUGUUAUUGAUGACACUGUUCCCGUAUGUGCUGUUGCUCUUUAG